CGACAGCGCGAGAGGGUCUGGUACGAGGCUACACAAUGGGAGGAAGAAAUUUACCAUGUUGUGAGAGUAAUGAAGAGGACAAGGAUCCAGUCGAUUAUGCAUGGAAGAAACCCAAACAACCAAACGUCAUGUUCGACCCUUCGAAGCCCAUCGACAACAUCGAGGAUCUCCUCAAACAAUCAAAGAAAGGACAAGUUCUCAUGUUGUUCGUCCAAGUGGCAGGCGACGUGACCAAACCACAAGCAGAGAAGAUCACCGGCCAAUGGCAAUCGUCUCUAUUCAACUGAAACAUUCAGAUCCAGAGAUACAUGAUAGACGACAUGAAAGCCAUCUUUCUACUUGAAGAUGGCAGUUUGGCUUGGGACGUAAAAGACUAUCUCAUUCAACAACCUGAGUGUCGAAGUGUGGAAAUUGAGCAAAAGACGUAUUGGAGCAAGGGGGCAAGACAAGCAGAUAAAGAUGCAGAGGAGAAGAAAAGUGACGAGAUAAAGAAAAAGGCGGCACAAACAGCCGUACCGAAGCCAACAGAAGAGAAACCAAACGAACAGAGAACGAGCGAAAAGAGGGCGGGGUCUAGUGGAAGUCAACAUAGCAAGGAUGAUCUAUAGUGAGGGAUGUGCUGUAUUGAGUGAGAGGAACUGAGUGUAAUAUUUCUUACGAUGGAAAGUUUCGAACCAUCACAGACUCAUGAUCAACAUCGGUUGUGUACAUCAAAUCAACUUCAUCGUCACAGAUCACGAACAGCUGUAGGUUAUUCUUGCAUUGCAUUGCAAGAGAUUUCCUAAUUAAUUAAAAACUGUUUUCAAUAGGUAUUGGACUAAAACGUUUAACCCGAUUAUUAGGAUAAAAAAGGGCACGAAUUAAUUAGCUAUUUGCAAAUUAAAUAAUUAAUUAAUUAACUCAUUGACAGUGAGUCGAAUUUAAUACAUUUAUUG
Molecule: messenger RNA, 935 nt
Organism: Corticium candelabrum
Lineage: Eukaryota; Metazoa; Porifera; Homoscleromorpha; Homosclerophorida; Plakinidae
Product: LRP chaperone MESD-like
Exons: 2
Coding region: 36-287 (83 amino acids)
Biological process (GO): protein folding
Source: RefSeq, a predicted model, not a curated record